CUUUUCUUGCCAACAAUAGCUUGACAGUUACCACACUGAAAAAUAAACAUUUCCUCUUUGAUAAACAUUUAUGCUGAGGGACGCACAAUUUUUUAGGUGGCAAAACAGGUGUUUUCUUUAAGUUUAUGAUAAUUUAACGCUUCUGCACGAACAAAAUAGCCAUGAUAAAACAACCAGUCCUAGCUGAGCUACAGUACUUUGUUAAAAGCGUGUCCCUCCUGUACAAGGGAGUACCGCUGCAAGAUACAGGCGCGCUGGUUAAAAGUGCACUACACCUAUUGGAAGAUCUUCCAUCGACAAGAGAUGCGGUGUUCGACUAUUUUACGCUCGUUUUCAAUAAUGCUGUCAAAGUGUACAUGCUCAGUGCCGAGAAAAACUUACCCGAUCCUUCGGUGGACGAUGAAGCCGUGCAGGAAAUACACGAAGCACUAGAACGUUUGGUAACCGUCGGUCCUGCCGCUUGGUGUCCUCUGAUAUCAUCGUGGUGCCUGAAGCUGCUUGGAGAAGUGUGCAAAAAGCAUUCUCGCCGCAGACCCCCACCAGACAUCCGGAGUGCAUGCAAUCUUUGGCUUGGGUGCAAUGCUAUUCGCUAUCUGUUAAGCCUUAGUGCACUGUGUUUCGAAAAGCUGAACGAUAGAGAAAUGGACGAAUGCAUCACGGAACUGCUUGCCAUCUACGGCACGCACACACCAUUCUUUGACUGGGUUGUAGCACGACUGGGUGGAUGUUUUCCGCUAAAAGUAAUCUCGAGCAUGCUGGCAAUGGGAGUAAACCGUUUCAACGGGGAGUUCGAUCAACCGUCCGAGUCCGAGGUGGAAGUGCUAAGCUAUCUCGGAUUGGCCCACGAAAACGAUUUACGCAGCGCGCUCAAAUCAACGCUGGAAAAAGAGAAUACAUCCAAACAGGCGAUACCGUACUUGCUGUUGUUAGCAAAAGCUUCCGAUACGAUAUCUCAGGCACUGGUGGCCGUAUUUCUAAACCUUCAUGACGAAAACCGGUUACAGACGCUUAAAGUACAGCCAAAGAAUUGGCCAACAAAUAUCAGUCUUCCGUACGUGCUGCAUACGGUGGCUGCACUGUUGCUAAAGAUAAAGAAGCACGCCAUACAGGUGACACUAAUUCUGGCCAAACUGGCCACCCAGCACAGCUGGUGCCAGGAGCUGCUAGAAAUCAUGUUUGUCGAACUGGAAACGCUCGUGCUCGAUAAACAUUCCGUACCAUUGCUUGAGGACAUCAUACGUGAUGGUGCGCGGGAAACCUUGUGGAGUAGCUGCACUGCAGACGUUCCGUACGUGCAACAGGUCGCGGUACGGUUAGUGUUACUAGCCAGCUUCAAAUCAAACUCCGUCUUUCACCAGUCAAUCGUGUACCUUUUGUCGGUGGACGAUUUGGGCUUGAGUUCCGCUACAAAACCACACCUUAAUGCGCUCAUCCGUAUACUUGGUGGGCCACACGGGACGUCUGAUGUUCCUAAGGUACGACCCGCAUUUGAAACUGCCUUCGAGAAAAUUCUGAUCGCUCCCAACAAGCGUACCGAUUGUUGGAACAUUUUGCACAAUUUGGUGGAGCUGUUAAGGAUGGAACGCACCACAAUUCUUGGCACCACGCUGCGAAAGGUAAACUGUAUGGGCAUUGUGCACGAGUUGCUGGAUCGAGUGUUGAAAAUAUGGGAAAAUUUUAUGAACCAUGAAAGGCACGACACACCAGGGCAUACGGGCCGAUCCGAGUUAGACGAUGACAAAGGCAGCCUAACGAAGGAAUCUUGCAAACGCAGAAAAAACGAACGCUCCUCUCCCGAAUCGAUGGACACGGGCGAGGAAACGUCGAAUGAGGUGAGAGUGGGAACAGAUUGUAGAACGGUUACUUACAAGGAUCUUAUCCACGAAACUGUAAGGCUGAUCGAAUGCUUAGAUCUUGGCAAAUGCGUCACAAUCGGUACCGGUCAAACGCUGAAACUUUCCCAGCUGUUGGUGAAAUACUUUUUCUACUGCCUUCGGUUGUCCUCCGAUGGUACUAGUGUACCGAUGGGGAAAACGCCGGAAUCGCUCGAUGAGUCUCUGAACCGUGUGUACGCCUUGCUGGCGAAACACUGUGCCCAUCGGAAGGCUGCCCGUACUGCGGCCUUGCGCGAGCUGCUGGAAGGUGCACUGUUCCUGUAUGGCAAUCUGUUCGGUUCGCAAUCGGAAUCGCAGGCGUACAGCUUCGAUAAGCCGGAUGAUUUGUUGAUCGGAUUGAACCAGAAGCAAGGUAUAGCGCUGAACGCUUCCAGGGCAACCGUGCUGCAUGCGGGCAUCAUUGGGCAGGGCCCGAAAAUUCCCACCAAGAAGGCGAUUGGGCCGGCGUCCGAAAUGCAAAACCACCUGUUGAAUGCAAUCGUAGCGUGUUGUCAGGAUGUGAACGAUCAUCAGGCGACGAUCGACGGUUUUAGCUACGUGUCAUUGCUGCUGGUGGAGAUGAUUUCACCGGAUGUGAUGUACAAUGGGUUACCGUGGCCGGAAGAGGACUUUAUAAAGGUGACGAUGGAGCGUGACCUGCAGAUCCAGCGUACCUUCCGCCAUUCGCCGAUUCUUUGGUCAAUUCUUGGGCUUGUUGCAUGCUAUCGCCCGUCGCUAUGCUACUGUUCGGUGUUGCUGCGUGCACUUUGUGCUUCCGCUUUGCAUCAGUGGCGCUCCAAGACGGCUGAAACGUUGAACGGUCAGAAAACGGACUUAAUGUACAUGACGACAAAGCUGCUAGAGCUGAUGGCGUUGGCCCAACUGCUGCCACCACCACUGAGCUACCUGCAUAUCGUGUUGGAAUAUUUUGAUGGACCUGAGAUCGCUUACGUGUUAAAAGAAUGUGUGUGGAAUUAUAUGAAAGAUCACGUCCCAUCGCCGGUACUGUUUGUGUGUGAUCCGACCGGGUUUCAUUGGCGUGAUCCACUCACAUCGAGACCUCCGGUACAGUACACGAACCCGUUGCGCAACACCAUGCAGAAAAAGCUCACCAAGGUUGGGCAUCUGUAUUAUCAGAUGUUCGUGGGACCGGAGCUACGCAAUCCUACCAGCGCUCAACAACAGCUACAGCAACCGGCCCCACAGAGUGUCAUCGGGGGAAUCGGUGAUCAGGGAUUAAAGGCUGGACCAAGCGGUGUACCCUUUGGUACAAUUCCCUUAGGAGCAGGACAAGAACAAUUGUAAACAAAUUAUGUAGCAAUCUUAUUUUUACUUCUAAAAAAACACCCGCUGGCUCAUCUGGCAAACCACAAAACAAUGUAAAAUAAUAUAAUUUAAAAGAAUGGGAAAAAUUCGUAAUUCAUA
This is a messenger RNA of Anopheles funestus (African malaria mosquito), 3299 nucleotides long. It is a transcript of the gene omd, whose product is annotated as integrator complex subunit 5. Gene Ontology annotation, biological process: snRNA 3'-end processing. NCBI's taxonomy places the organism in Eukaryota, Metazoa, Arthropoda, Insecta, Diptera, Culicidae. Bases 162 to 3179 code for a protein of 1005 amino acids. The transcript has 5 exons. Gene Ontology annotation, cellular component: integrator complex. The record is from RefSeq and is a predicted model, not a curated record.